Messenger RNA from Drosophila hydei, 2847 nucleotides. RefSeq names its product polyphosphoinositide phosphatase (gene FIG4). Gene Ontology annotation, cellular component: intracellular membrane-bounded organelle. Gene Ontology annotation, biological process: phosphatidylinositol dephosphorylation. The transcript is spliced from 4 exons. The record is from RefSeq and is a predicted model, not a curated record. Lineage: Eukaryota; Metazoa; Arthropoda; Insecta; Diptera; Drosophilidae. The coding region runs from base 42 to 2660 and encodes 872 amino acids. Gene Ontology annotation, molecular function: phosphatidylinositol-3,5-bisphosphate 5-phosphatase activity.
ACAUUUUACUUUAUUAUUAGCAUAAAAGACUGUGUGCAGAAAUGAAUAAUGACAAUCCAAAUAUUAUAUUUAAUCCACUUAUAAGUUCCAUACAGAAAGUGGUACUCUAUGAAACACGUUCGCGCUUGUAUUUGGUGGGCAGCAACAAUCGCGAAACCCGAUUUCGCUUGCUCACCAUCGAUCGGUUGGCGCUUAACCGCUUGAGCAUCGAGGAGAAUGCGAAUGAAUUCAACAGCUUGGAUAUACGCAGAUUUGUGUCUUCAUUGACAGGCUCUCCCAAAGUUACCUCUGCUUAUGGAGUCUUGGGCUUUGUGCGUUUCCUCGAGGGCUAUUACUUGAUACUGGUUACCAAACGAAAAUGUUGUGCCCACAUUGGCAUGCAUUUGGUGUACACGAUCAAGGAUACGGUGAUGGUCCGUGUCAACGAGGUGACCUCCCAGCGGCCUCCACACCCGCACGAGGAGCGCUACAAACGUAUAUUCCAAAACAUUGAUCUACGCAGCAACUUUUACUUCUCAUACUCGUAUGACCUGACCCGCACGUUGCAAUACAACGAAUCUGCUCCCCGUUAUGUGGGUACCAAGGUGAAUCUGGAGCGGGACGAGCCGCUGCCCGAUUGGAAUAAGCUGACGAAUAAUGUUGCGCAGGCACACGAACGUGUCGACUACGCCUUUCGCAGUGAUUCACGCAAGCGCUUUGUGUGGAAUGCCUACCUGCUGCAGCCAAUGGAAGGCAUCAUGCUUAAGGAUUGGCUCCUGGAGGUCACACACGGCUACGUUAGCCAGUCCUGCAUUAGCAUCUUUGGCAGGCAUGUGAAUGUUUGCCUCAUAGCACGUCGCAGCACUCGCUUUGCUGGCACACGAUUUCUGAAGCGAGGCGCCAACUUUAAGGGCGAUGUAGCUAACGAAGUGGAAACGGAGCAGAUUGUCAGUGAUGGCCAGCGUUUGUGCGCUUUCACUCAAAUGCGCGGAUCAAUACCAUCCCAUUGGUCGCAGGACAUAAGCAAAAUGGUGCCAAAGCCACCCAUACAGUUGGACAUCUCUGAUCCCUAUGCUCAGACGCCAUCGCGUCAUUUCGAACGCCUGCUCUUUCAUUACGGCUCUCCGCUUAUCAUGUUAAAUUUGGUUAAGAAGCGUGAGCGACGUAAGCACGAGUCCAUUAUUUCCAAAGAGCUACAGAACAGCAUUAAGUAUCUCAAUCAAUUCUUGCCGCCGCAGCAUCGCAUGAAGCACAUACAUUUUGAUAUGGCUCGACAGAGCCGGCUCAGCGGCGGCAAUGUCAUGGAACAGUUGGCCGUCCAUGCGGCCAGUAUUAUACAGAUGACGGGUAUGUUUUAUAAGGCGCAUCGGGGCAGUGAGCUUAGUUUCCAGACGGGCAUCGUUCGUACCAAUUGUGUUGAUUGCUUGGAUCGUACAAACUCGGCGCAGUUUGCCAUUGGGAAAUGCGCGCUGGGUAAUCAAUUAGAACGAUUGGGUUUUGUGAAGUCAGCUAAACUGGAGUUUGACUCGGAUUGCGUGACAAUGCUGGAACAUCUAUAUGAGGAGCACGGUGAUACCUUGGCUCUGCAGUAUGGCGGCUCACAGCUUGUGCAUCGCAUCAAGACCUAUCGCAAGACGGCAGCCUGGGCGUCGCAAGGCAACGAUGUAAUGCAGACUCUUAGCCGAUAUUACAGCAAUACAUUCAGCGACACGGAGAAGCAGCAAAGCAUUAACUUGUUUCUGGGCCUCUACAAACCAAGCUUUACCAAAUUAAACCAACCCAUAUGGGAGCUUCAAACGGAUUACGAUAUGCACAAUGCUUUUGUGCCGAGCACAUCGAAUGCUUCUAUUACGGAUUGGGUUAGGCACAAGGUGCGCGAGUGUUUGCCCUUUCCCUGCGCAGACACCAACAAGCUAGUUAAGGAGCUGUUUCGUGUGCAUAGUAAUGGUUUGGAGAUGAUUGAUUCAUACUCCAAUUACCAUCAAUCCUUUAAGUGGACAGAUCUAAGCGAGCACAUAGAAUUCGAGAUCAGCCAACUUGCAACGCGAUAUAUGCCCACAUUCCGCACCAACUACAGCCCCUUUCAGCGUCAGAUACAGCCGUCGCGGAAAGGCCGACAGAAUCCAUCGAUGACUGGCCAAAGCUCUACUGGUUCGACGAAUAGCAACUCCUCUAGUUCCAGUGAGGGCGAGGACAGUUCCAGCGACGAGGAUCUCAGUGCCAGCUUUGCCGAAAAGGAGUCCAAGCAAACGGAAACAGCUGAGCCGGCACCAUUUACACUAGCCUCAAUGCUGCCUUCCAUGGAACAGGUGUAUGGCGUCACCAUCAAUCCGCCGUCCAAACAGAGCAUGUCUAUAUACAAAAAGUACGUACAAAUGGGUAAAUUGUCCAGUGGUGGCGCUCAGCCAACCCAAACGGCCGUUGCUCAACGGGAACAGGAACAUGCCAAAAUGAUGCGGGGUAUCACACUGCGACCGCUUAGUGACUACGGCACCGAUUCCUAUCUGAGUGUACAGCCGCCAACUGUGCCUGCCAAGAGUCAACUCAUUUAUGCCGAAUACUGCAAGAUACCACGGAACUUCAAUGCGGUGCCCAAAUUUGAAGAGCGCGCUUUGUUAUAUCGUUACGUUCAACAGCUUGAAAAAAGGUUAGAUUUCGAGGAAGCAACCGGAAGUGUAUAGAAAUUAUCAUAUAACUCUUAGAAUGGUUAUUUUAUGUGUUAUGCUGAGUGUAAAAUAAUGAUGUAAAUAUUUAUUGUAUACACUUAAUAUUUAAUUCACUUGUAUAUUGAUAAAGAGCUUUAAUAGCAUCUACAUAUCCAAGACUUUUGGUACAGAUAUGUCAAAUUUGUAAAAACCCAACUGACUA